AUGUUCAAGGAGAAGCAAGCAACCCUGCAUAGGUGGCCAAGGACAAGGCUCUACCAACGAUCGACUAGCCGAUGGGCACGAGUAACGGCCGUACUCUGCCUGAUUCUUGGAGCAUUCCACUGGAUAUCCGUCAUCCAUACCCACCGAGAAGCCUUGGUCGCCAAGUUUAGCCCGACUAUUUUUACCCAUCUGACGCCAUGGGACAGCUCGACGCUCGCAGAUACACACUGGAGAUGGAAUGAGACGGGUGGCUUCGCCUGGGGAUCGUACUCCAGAAGAGAGAUAUGGGCGAAUCGGCACGAGUGGAAGCGGCUCGGCUCGGGGUCUGAGGGAGAAACGUUCACCUAUAAUGGUGCAGUCAUCAAAGUAUACAAGACAGCAAAGUUUCCGUUUCGAAACUGCGUCCCUGAUGCUCCUCUGGAGCUGCGAUGGCCGACCGAGAUAGAAGCGUCGUUGUUAUUGGGGGGAAUGGCCGAUGACAAUAGUCAGAGGGAUAUCGGGUUUCUGCCUGUGACGGAUUACUUCAUGUCACCACCGGAGGAGGGUGAAGCUCGGUGGCAUUUCUUGACGCCCUUUCUGGAGUCUGGAAGUCUUGUCAGACUCGCGGAGCACUUGCACCACUCUGGACACGCGUACACAGCUCGCGAUCUCGACAUCCUCUACCGACCAUCACUCGAACGACUCUUCGAAGCUCUCGACCGAAUGCAUAAUCGACGUGGACUGUGUCAUGACGAUAUCAAGCCCGACAACAUCUUUCUCUCAGGAAAGGGGGCCUUGGGGGAGGUUGAUGAGACGCUUGAUGUCACAAAGGACUGGAUACUGGCAGACUUGGGGAACGCUCGAGAACCCGAUCAUCCAUAUCACUCGUCGAUUUUGUGGUCGCGACUGAACAACAACCUCCCCAACUGCCGAGUCAACGACGUGGUGAGACUUGUCAAGUCGUACGUGCUCUUCCUAAGAGCCGCAGUCGACGAUGGUGGUGCAUUCGACGAACAGUUCUUCCAAGGACGCGAGCCGUGGGCCAAGUUGUUCUGGACCAUCGUCGACGGGGUCAACAGCGACGCUGUCUCAGCUGUUUCGGCCCGGGUGUUGUCCAUGGCACUUGAUCCCUCACUUGAAGAUCAUAAUGAUACUCUUGUACACGGUCGUGACCCGCAAGGCGUGUGGAACCCGGUCAAGAGACUGUUGAUGAGCCGAGACGAGGUCAUUUCUCGCGGAGUAGAUGACCAACUUAGAAUCAGUGCUGCAGAUAGUGUAGCGAGGCUCAAGGGGCUAGCAUUUCUGUUGGGGGUCCCAGUCGGAGAAUGUCAGGUCGAAAGAUAG
Fusarium keratoplasticum is the source of this 1323-nucleotide messenger RNA. Its product is annotated as Protein kinase domain-containing protein. Gene Ontology annotation, molecular function: protein kinase activity; ATP binding. The transcript has a single exon. Gene Ontology annotation, biological process: protein phosphorylation. Bases 1 to 1323 code for a protein of 440 amino acids. Lineage: Eukaryota; Fungi; Ascomycota; Sordariomycetes; Hypocreales; Nectriaceae. The record is from RefSeq and is a predicted model, not a curated record.